AUGCCGCCUGCUUCGUCCAGCAUGGGUCAUGCAAACGACGCCAUGGACGGAGAGAGGUUAAGCAAUGAGAGCAUCCUCAGCGGAGAGUGGUCAAGCAACGAGGACAUCCUCAACGAGUACGGGUACGAUCCGGCGUCGAUGAAGAGGAGAGCCGAGAAGUCGAUGGCGCGCGUGCGGGAGCUGUACGACGAGGGCAAGCCGCUGUUCACUCGAGAGAUGAUCGAGGACACGCAGAGGCAGAUCGACGAGAUCAAGUCGGGCGAGCCGCCGAGCAUGACGACGCUCUCCGUCAUCGGCAUGGACGGCAAGCGACACGAGAACCUGUGGGCGACUAUCGUGCACGACAACGAAGUCUCCGACGUGCCGGUCAUGAGCUUCCACCACAUACAAUCGUUGACUGAGCCGACGAGUGACGAGCCUGAGCACUGGCCAAAUCGACUCACGCCCAUCACUGUCAAUUCGUGCUCGAGAAGUAACCCCUACUCAGAAGAGGCCAAGGACAUCACCGCGGCUCAGGUAGCUGCCGGCUGGGACUCGUGCAUCGAGGACUUUUCCCGCACCGAGACGUGGCGGAUGCUCCAGGCCAUCUUUAACGGGGCCAGCGCCGCACCGCGGCUCGACAUCGACAAGAUCGUGGGGUUCGGGCUCGGCAACCUGACGGUGGGCAGCAUGCCGCACGAGGACCCAUGGGAGCGAACAUCCGGCAUGCAGCACGCGCUGCUGGUCUCGCUCGCGGAUCUCCUGGAGAAGCAGGCGGGCCGUCCGGUGCGGCGCAUCGUCCAGGAACCCAUCUACCUCGACACGUGCAAGGAGGCCCUCCGCGCGCGGGGCGUCCAGAUCGCGGAGCCGGAGACGGGGUUCCUCCUCGUGGACGAGCGGACGCUCGUCAUCACGGUGAGCUGCAACGUGCCCGUGAGGCAGAUCGUGGCGGACCUGGCGCGCCCGGCGGGAAUGAUAUGGAAUCGCGUCGAGCCCGAGGAGAGGAGAUUUUCGCGCGGAUCGGUGAUAGACGAGGACGGGGAGUUGAUAGAGCCAUAUACGACAGAUGAGGCGUCGUCGAGGGUGCGCGACUUGGUCAAGGGGUAUACCGAGCAUCAACUGCCAGAGGAGGACGACGAGUGGUUCAAUGAUGUAGCGGUCUACAUCCGGCAAGAAAUGGAGGAGCUGGUCUAG
This is a messenger RNA of Purpureocillium lilacinum, 1173 nucleotides long. The record is from RefSeq and is a predicted model, not a curated record. Lineage: Eukaryota; Fungi; Ascomycota; Sordariomycetes; Hypocreales; Ophiocordycipitaceae.